AUGCUCUCAAGAUAUAUGCUUAGAACACCAAUUUUAAAGAGAACGCUUCUAACUCAAGCCUCUAAAACCUUCGUUGCUACUCCUUUAAACUCCAAAUUAUUACUUGCAACAAAGGCAGGUUCACAGAUAAGAAAGUAUUCAUCGCAUGGAGAUGAAGAAACAUUCGAAGAAUUUACUGCAAGAUAUGAAAAGGAAUUCGAUGAAGCUUAUGACUUAUUCGAAGUACAAAGAGUAUUGAAUAAUUGUUUCUCUUACGAUUUGGUCCCUGCUCCUGCUGUAGUGGAAAAAGCAUUGAGAGCAGCUAGAAGAGUUAAUGAUCUACCUACUGCUAUGAGGGUUUUUGAAGCUUUGAAAUUUAAAGUGGAAAAUGAAGACCAAUAUAAGGCUUAUUUGGAUGAACUGAAAGACGUUAGAGAAGAAUUGGGUGUUCCAUUGAAAGAAGAAUUAUUUGCUGAGAAAUCAGAAACUACUGCUUAG
Molecule: messenger RNA, 477 nt
Organism: Naumovozyma dairenensis CBS 421
Lineage: Eukaryota; Fungi; Ascomycota; Saccharomycetes; Saccharomycetales; Saccharomycetaceae
Gene: COX6
Product: cytochrome c oxidase subunit VI
Exons: 1
Coding region: 1-477 (158 amino acids)
Biological process (GO): mitochondrial electron transport, cytochrome c to oxygen
Cellular component (GO): mitochondrial inner membrane
Source: RefSeq, a predicted model, not a curated record